Messenger RNA from Cinclus cinclus, 1315 nucleotides. RefSeq names its product von Willebrand factor C domain containing 2 like (gene VWC2L). The record is from RefSeq and is a predicted model, not a curated record. Lineage: Eukaryota; Metazoa; Chordata; Aves; Passeriformes; Cinclidae. The transcript has 3 exons. Gene Ontology annotation, molecular function: protein binding. Gene Ontology annotation, cellular component: AMPA glutamate receptor complex. Gene Ontology annotation, biological process: negative regulation of BMP signaling pathway. The coding region runs from base 1 to 690 and encodes 229 amino acids.
AUGGAGAAGCUGAGGAGUGGGAUGGCUCUUCAUAUCCAUGAAGCCUGGAUACUUCUGUUUGUGCUCCCUGGUUUGGUCAGUCCAGCUGCCAUCAAUCAUGAAGAUUACCCUGCUGAUGAAGGGGACCAGGCCUCCAGUAAUGACAACCUGAUCUUUGAUGAUUACCGGGGGAAGGGCUGUGUGGAUGACAGUGGCUUUGUGUACAAGCUGGGAGAACGUUUUUUCCCAGGACAUUCCAACUGUCCCUGUGUCUGUACUGAGGAUGGACCUGUUUGCGAUCAACCAGAAUGCCCUAAAAUCCACCCAAAGUGCACAAAAGUGGAACACAAUGGAUGCUGUCCAGAAUGCAAAGAAGUGAAAAACUUUUGUGAAUAUCAUGGGAAAAAUUACAAAAUCUUGGAGGAAUUUAAGCCCUCGCCAUGCGAAUGGUGUCGCUGCGAGCCCAGCAAUGAAGUUCACUGUGUUGUAGCAGACUGCGCAGUCCCCGAGUGUGUCAACCCAGUCUAUGAACCAGAGCAGUGUUGUCCUGUCUGCAAAAAUGGUCCCAACUGCUUUGCGGGCACCACGAUAAUUCCCGCGGGCAUCGAGGUGAAGGUGGACGACUGCAACAUCUGCCACUGCCACAACGGGGACUGGUGGAAGCCAGCACAGUGCUCCAAGCGUGAGUGCCAGGGCAAGCAGGCUCUGUAGCAGCUCCCCUGGCCAGCAACCCGCUCAUGGUGACGGCGACGACGGUGACGAUGGCGAGGAAGGAACGGCCCCGAUGCUGCCCGUGCGUCCAACCUCCCGCCGGCUGCAGCAGGGUCACCAGCACGGCCUGCGAGGGUGCCACACGAGCAGAGAUCAGUACCUGUGGGGAGGGGUCUCCCCGUGCCCCCUGCAGCUCCUGUCCCACUUCACACACUUUGUACCUGGUGUCCAGGUGCCUGCUCUGCUGUGGGAAUCACCAGUGCUCGGGCUGGGGGAGGACAGGAGGAGAACAGCCCGCGCACGUUCCUGGCCUGGCGACGCCUCCGACGCGCCGAGCGACUCACUGCUCUCACUUUCUACCGUGUGGAUCGUGGGGUUUUUCACAUUUAUUUAUUUGAAGGUUUUUUGCUAUUGUGAUUUUUUUCUUUUUUCUAAGUCUCUUCCUAAGCUGGGAUCAUCGGGACAAUACAGCUAUGAGUGGAGCAAUAGAUGGAGAAUUUUUAUUGUGUCUGUAAGCGCAGGUGGCACUAAGGACAGGAGGGAGGUAGAAAUUCAAAGGGAUGGGGGAACUAAAAAAAAAAAAACAAACCCAACUGGAAUGUAACCUGCAGCAGGACUGAGGUAG